AUGCAUCUUCCAUGGCGUAAUCAUUCAUUCCUAUUCUUUUCCUUGCACUGGACGAUGACUCAACCCGACCGCGAGUCCGUCAUGAACCUUCCGGGCCUGGAUCCCCUCCCUAUAAAAUCCACACGUACGCCAGCUGCUGCUACUCACAAGUCAGACACAAGUCUCGAUCGACCCGUCUGCCUGCCGCGAGCAUCAUUGGCGCGUCGAUCCAGCCCACGUUUGUUUGGUAAUCCCGCGCGCGCGGCAUUGAUGGGUUCCUCCCAGGCGCUUGCUCUGUGGGUGGUGAUCACGCACCUCCUCUCCCUUGGCGGCGGCUUCGCCAGUUGCGCCUGGCCGAGCUCCGCGACGCACGACGACGCCGGCUGCCUCAGCUGGCGCGUCAUGGUGGAGGCCAACAACGCGAGGGGCUGGCGCACGGUGCCGGCGCCCUGCGUCGGCUACGUCAAGGCCUACAUGACCCGGGGCCAGUACGGCAGGGACCUGGACAGCGUCAUGGAGCAGGUGUCCGCCUACGUCGACCAGAUCGCCGCCGCCGCCGCCGACGGCCUCGACGCCUGGAUCUUCGACAUCGACGACACCUGCCUCUCCAACCUGCUCUACUACCAGGCCAAGCGCUUCGGGGCGUACGAUCCCAUGGCCUUCAAGAAGUGGGCUAGCCAAGGGGCCUGCCCGGGCAUACCGCCGGUCCUUGGGCUGUUCGCGGCGUUGCAGGACAAGGGAUUCAAGGUCUUCCUUGUCUCCGGGAGGGACGAGCAGACUCUGGGCUCCUGCACGUCCCAGAAUCUGGAGUCGGAGGGGUUCUCAGGGUACGAGAGGCUCAUGAUGAGAACUCCCGAGUACCGAGGGCAGAGCUCGUCGCUGUUCAAGUCGGCGAUGAGGAAGCAGCUGGUGGACGAGGGCUACAGGAUCCGCGGCAACGUCGGGGAUCAGUGGAGCGACCUGCAGGGCGACAACGUCGGCGACCGCGUGUUCAAGAUACCAAACCCCAUGUACUUCGUCCCGUGA
Molecule: messenger RNA, 1005 nt
Organism: Triticum turgidum subsp. durum (durum wheat)
Lineage: Eukaryota; Viridiplantae; Streptophyta; Magnoliopsida; Poales; Poaceae
Source: the annotation of a GenBank genome assembly